AUGCACGCAGCGGGCAUGGCCAUCGCUGGUGCCGGUGCCGGGAUCAAUGAACUGACAGCACUGGCUGCAACAUCCGAGAUGGCGCCGACUCGAAAGAGAGGAGUCUAUGUGGCAGUCCUUAUCUUUACCAUUCUACCAUUCUGUCCAUCCGUGCUAUGGGCUCAGCUUAUCGCGUACCACAGCCAUUGGCGCUACGUCGGUGCCUUCUGUGCUGCAUGGAGCGCAUUUGGUCUGUUAAUCACGAUUUUGUUUUACUUCCCUCCUCCACGAAUCAACUCAGCUGGCCUGAGCAGAAAGGAGAUAAUUGGACGUAUCGACUUUGUUGGUGGCUUUCUUAGCAUCACUGGCCUGAUUGUCUUCUUGGCCGCGUUGCAAUGGGGUGGAUAUAUGUAUCCGUGGACAUCUGCCCAUGUUUUGGCACCAUUAAUCAUUGGGUUCCUUUUGCUUGUUGCUUUUGGUUUCUGGGAGAUCUACGGAGCCAAAUACCCCAUUUUCCCAUCUCGCCUGAAGCAAGAGCCUCGGAUUCUUGCUCUUACCCUCGUCAUUACUUUCAUCUCUGGUGCCAACUUCUUCUCUGUGCUUAUGUUCUGGCCUACAGAAUCAUUCAAUGUCUACGGCCACGACCCAGUGGACGUUGGUGUUCGUAGUAUCCCGAUUGGCUUUGGAAUCAUGGCGGGAGCAUGUAUUGUGCUUGCCCUGUUAAGCGUUCUCCGCGGGCACAACAAGGAGCUCAUGAUCGCUAGUAGCGUUCUGAUGACUGCAGGAUGCGGUGCUAUGGCUAUUGGCCGCACCGAUAAUAUGUAUCAGCUCUGGGGAAUUCUCAUCCUUGCUGGCCUUGGAAUUGGAGGUAUUGUGGUACCAGCCUCGAUUAUUACUACCAUUAUCUGCCCGGAUGAUCUGAUUGCCACUAUCUCUGCCCUUACCCUCUCUAUUCGCGUGGUAGGCGGUGGUAUCGGCUACACCAUUUACUACAAUGUCUUCAUAUCUAAAUUCAUCCCUGCAGCAACGCACUACAUUGGUGGUGUAAUGAUGACACAGCUUAACAUCACCGACGUCAAACUGAUUACCGAAGCAAUUGAGCUGACAGGUGCCUCGUUGCUACACGAGCUGCACACAAUCCCCGGCAUUGCUGGCAAUGAGACUGCAUAUCAAAUGGUCGUAGGGGCUGGUCAGAUUGCAUAUGCCGAAGCAUAUAAGUGGGUAUACUAUGUCAGUAUUGCAUUCGGUGCCGUCUCCCUCCUGGCGGCCUGUUUCUUGGGCGACAUCCAGAGGUAUAUGACAGACCGUGUUGCUGUGGUAAUGUGA
Penicillium coprophilum is the source of this 1305-nucleotide messenger RNA. Its product is annotated as putative MFS drug efflux pump. Gene Ontology annotation, biological process: transmembrane transport. The transcript is spliced from 4 exons. Lineage: Eukaryota; Fungi; Ascomycota; Eurotiomycetes; Eurotiales; Aspergillaceae. Gene Ontology annotation, molecular function: transmembrane transporter activity. Bases 1 to 1305 code for a protein of 434 amino acids. The record is from RefSeq and is a predicted model, not a curated record.